Molecule: messenger RNA, 1119 nt
Organism: Papaver somniferum (opium poppy)
Lineage: Eukaryota; Viridiplantae; Streptophyta; Magnoliopsida; Ranunculales; Papaveraceae
Product: ER lumen protein-retaining receptor A-like
Exons: 6
Coding region: 72-719 (215 amino acids)
Biological process (GO): endoplasmic reticulum to Golgi vesicle-mediated transport; protein retention in ER lumen
Cellular component (GO): cis-Golgi network; endoplasmic reticulum; membrane
Molecular function (GO): ER lumen protein retrieval receptor activity
Source: RefSeq, a predicted model, not a curated record
AGAAAACUGUUUAGGAAUAAUUCCUAGGGCACAGAAAAAAAAAUCGAAAAAAAAAACAAACUGAAACAGCCAUGAAUGUCUUCAGAUUUGCAGGUGAUAUGACUCAUUUGAUUAGCGUUUUAGUUCUUCUUCUCAAAAUCUAUGCUACUAAAUCUUGUUCAGGGAUUUCACUGAAGACAGAAGAGCUAUACGCGCUCGUAUUUUUGGCUCGAUAUUUGGAUCUAUUUACUGAUUUUAUAUCAGUAUAUAAUACUGUGAUGAAGAUUGUAUUCAUAAUGAGUUCUUUAGCGAUUGUUUGGUGCAUGCGUAUGCAUCCUAUGGUGAGACGUUCUUAUGAUAAAGAACUUGAUACUUUUCGACAUUAUUUCUUGAUUGCUGGAUGCUUAUUGGGUGCACUUUUAGUUCAUGAGAAGUUUACAUUUCAAGAGAUAUUUUGGGCAUUUUCCUUGUACUUGGAAGCAGUUGCGAUUCUUCCACAAUUAGUAUUGCUACAGAGAAGCGGAAAUGUGGAUAAUUUAACCGGGCAAUAUGUUUUCUUUCUCGGAGCUUAUCGUGCACUGUAUAUCCUGAACUGGAUCUAUCGCUAUUUCACAGAGAAGCAUUUCGGACGAUGGAUAUCUUGCAUCUCGGGUCUUGUCCAGACAGCUCUCUAUGGCGACUUCUUCUAUUAUUACUUUAUAAGCUGGAAAAACAACGCAAAGCUUCAACUGCCAGCAUGAGGAAAUGGCGACGUCUGGAACUUCAGAAAAUGUCAGAGCUGACAAAUAUGCGCCUUCUAACUACUGCAAUAUCUCAAGCUGACUCACUUUUCUUUCUUAGCUGUUUUCAGGAAUACUUUCAAAGUAAAGUCUAUCCAUCUCAUGAGGGGAUUCCUCUUCAUUUUUGUUAUACCUGUAUCAUUUGGGAAGUAAUAGUGUAGGGUUGUAUGCAUGUCUUCCUCGAGCCCAUAUGUAAAAAUACCAAACUUAGUACUAUAAAGAGUUCGGAGGUAUUACAAAGUUUCCCUUUAGUUGGACAUUUCAGAUGUUAAUUGGGAACACCAAGAGAAUUUUUCCUUUUACUUUCCUUUUCUUUUUUGAAUCUUUGAUGGAAGAGUUUUUCCUUUUCUGUUUAGCAUAA